CCGGCCUUCCCCAAUCUCCAUUCCUCAUAAACAUCAACAUCUCGUGCAGUUGCCCUCACCUUUUCGACUACCACCGAAUUCAGAGAUACCCGGCCAACAUGCGUUCCGCAACCAUUCUCUCGGCCUUGAUGGCCGCUCUCCUUGGACUUGUUCCAGCCCAAUCCACAGAUGUCCCAGUUACGGGAAUUCUUGGCAACGCUUCCAUUGUCGAGAACAACCCCCCAGGAAUUAUCUACACUGCUACCUUCCCCACCACCCAGUUCUUCAACCCCAAUGAUCCCCGUGGCAACGUCAAGGGCUCAGUCUCUGCUGUCGCCAACAGCAAUGGCAUCGGUGUCGCUUUCAGCGUGGACUUCAGCAACUUCCCUACCAGCGGUGGCCCGUUCGUUUACCACCUCCACGCAUUCCCAGUCAGUGCUGAUGGGAACUGCACGAACACCCAGGCCCAUCUUGACCCAUAUGAGCGUGGCGAGACACCUACCUGUGACAGCAAACUCCCCCAGACCUGCCAAGUUGGUGACCUCUCUGGAAAGCACGGCAAGAUCAAUACCACCGAAGUUGGCGAUCAUUACACCGCGAACUACGUUGACAACUACCCAUCCACCUUCCCUGGCAUUGGCUCCUUCUUCGGGAACCGAUCCCUCGUCAUCCACUUUGCGAACAAGACCCGGAUCACCUGCGCAAACUUCACUAUGGCAGGCAAAUCUGUGGGGGGCACCGGUCAGAAUGCAACCUAUACAGCUAGUCCAACAACUAGUGCACCAGCGCAAUUUACUGGCGAUGGAACUCGCAAUGCGGUUUCGAUGCUAACUCUAUUGACAAUUACAGGCCUGGCCUUUUUCUGGUGAGGGAUCGACAUAAUAUGGGGAGGCAAUACAGGGCAGAUAUGGGGAUGUUGAGGAUGAAUUAAUGAUAUUGGGGAGGAUGAGUGGACGACGUCAGUAUAAAAUGGGUGGUUAUUGAUGCAUGCAAGGAGAGACAUUGUAAUUCUAGAUGAUACACGGGCGCGAAGAUACCAAGAAUCGAACGAAGAGACUUUCAAAUUUCAAUCAAGGCUCUACUGAAC
Molecule: messenger RNA, 1066 nt
Organism: Hyaloscypha bicolor E
Lineage: Eukaryota; Fungi; Ascomycota; Leotiomycetes; Helotiales; Hyaloscyphaceae
Exons: 4
Coding region: 99-848 (249 amino acids)
Biological process (GO): superoxide metabolic process
Molecular function (GO): metal ion binding
Source: RefSeq, a predicted model, not a curated record